AUGAGUUACCCUUCACCACGAACACCAGGAUCGACUCCGAUCCACGACUACGACAGCGUUUACGCAAGGAUGUCGUCCGCAACUCCCACCCCUUCGCCUCGGCCCACCUGGGCUGAGACCACACCACGACGCCCCGCGACCCGCGCGGCUCAUUCACGCUUCAACAGCUACUCCCAGACGGGCGGCGACUUCAGCCCUCGGCCUCCCAAGGAUUCCCCCCGCUACAACAGCAACGGGCAGUAUAGUACGGCAGAUGUGAGUCUCAAACAUUUUUCGUCUCGCAGGCCUUCCUGGUCAUCUCCACGCUCUAAGCGUGAUCGCCGUUCCUCGUUUACCUAUGUCCGGACUUCCACCCCCUAUGGAGAAUCCGACGAGGACGAGAUUAUCGAGGCUCUGGGUCACACCUACGUGCUUCCUGCACUGUCCCGGUCCAAGCACCACAACCACGAGCGCAGAUCCUCGCUCUACACUCGAGACUUUGAUGGGGGAUGGUACACUAAUUUCGACGCCUACCUGCAGGGUGCCCAGACCGCCGCCUUCUAUGACGAGUUCUACGCCCGAGAGCAGCAGCCACCUGUGCACCAGACACCUCAACGCCCUCCCACCAGUUUCUCUCACACCCGCCGCUCCUCUACCGCCGUCCCUCCUCCCCGGCCCCAAACCGUCCGACCCGUCAGCACACAGCGCGCAAAGCCUCCCCCUCCCUCACCAAAGGCUACCGACGCCGAUGCCCGGAAGCACCGGAUUCCUGCCGGAUACUCACUUAAGAACUGGGACCCCACCGAGGAGCCCAUUCUGCUUCUAGGCAGUGUGUUCGACGCCAACAGCCUUGGCAAGUGGAUCUACGACUGGACCGUUUACUACCAGGGCCCGGCCACUCCCAUCUCUGACAUGGCCGGCGAGCUUUGGCUCCUACUCAUCCAGCUUGCCGGCAAAGUGAAGCGUGCUGACGAGAUCGUUGGACGAGUUCGCAGUGCAGAGAACCGUGACCUGGUCGAGGAGUUUAUCGAGGGCGGCGAGCGCCUCACCGAGAAGCUUCGGAGCCUUCUCAAGUCCUGCGAGGCCCCCAUGCUCAAGGCUGCUAAGAGAAAGCAGUCUGGACUCGGCAAGAAUGCCGGAGUCGAAUUCGUCGAGACCCUCUUUGGCCGAGACCGAGAGUUGGCCAAGACGGAGAAGUUUAUGACCAACGUCCGCCUCUUUAACCUCCGGUUCGACGCCAACUGCGAGGAGAUUCUCAGGAACCCCACCAAAUAA
Messenger RNA from Ilyonectria robusta, 1254 nucleotides. RefSeq lists its product as uncharacterized. Bases 1 to 1254 code for a protein of 417 amino acids. NCBI's taxonomy places the organism in Eukaryota, Fungi, Ascomycota, Sordariomycetes, Hypocreales, Nectriaceae. The transcript has a single exon. The record is from RefSeq and is a predicted model, not a curated record.